Molecule: messenger RNA, 1667 nt
Organism: Heteronotia binoei (common prickly gecko)
Lineage: Eukaryota; Metazoa; Chordata; Lepidosauria; Squamata; Gekkonidae
Gene: SLC25A48
Product: solute carrier family 25 member 48
Exons: 8
Coding region: 196-1119 (307 amino acids)
Biological process (GO): transmembrane transport
Cellular component (GO): mitochondrion
Molecular function (GO): transmembrane transporter activity
Source: RefSeq, a predicted model, not a curated record
UCAGUUUUGAGGCUGCUGAAAGUGGUCAAAGAAACAAACUACUGCUUUGCAGUCACUCUAGGACACUGUGGGAUGUGGAAAAAUUCAGACUGAAAGAUAAUCAGAUUCUCUACUGUUGCUUGCUUGCUGCUGAAGGAGCUGAAAGUGAACUGCCCCAAGAAUAAAAUUGACCAGGACUGAUUAAAAAAUAAUAAAAUGGGCAGCCUUCAGUUGGAUGAUUUUGUAGCUGGAUGGGUAGGAGGAGCUGCAGGUGUAAUUGUGGGGCAUCCUCUGGACACAGUAAAGACUCGCUUACAAGCUGGACAAGGCUAUGGAAGUACAUUUAACUGUGUCCUCACUGUGUACAGAAAUGAAACUGCUGCUGGAUUCUUCAAGGGAAUGUCAUUUCCACUGGUUAGCAUUGCUGUCUACAACUCAGUGGUAUUUGGUGUCUUCAGAAAUACUCAGAGACUCAUUAGCCAGCAUCGCUAUGGGAAUGCUAACAGUCCUCCAACUCUUAUGGACUUAGCAUUGGCGAGCAUGGCAGCAGGGGCUGUGUCUGUAGGAAUUGGUGGUCCAGUUGAUCUAGUGAAGAUACGGCUACAGAUGCAGACCCAAACUUUCCUUGAAGCCAGCCUAAAUCAACACAGGGUCACUGGCAUUUCCAUACAAACUGCCUACAGAGGCCCCGUUCACUGUGUUGCUGCAAUUCUACGGCAGGAUGGCUUAGCUGGACUAUAUCGAGGUUCUAGUGCUAUGAUCCUGAGGGACAUUCCUGGAUAUUGCCUCUACUUUAUCCCAUACACAUUUCUCUGUGGAUGGAUCACCCCUGAUGGAUGCCUGUCUCCUAGCCCCUUUUCUGUGUGGAUAGCUGGUGGUAUUGCAGGAGCAAUAUCUUGGGGAACCGCUACUCCUAUGGAUGUUGUGAAGAGUCGUCUUCAAGCAGAUGGGGUUUAUUUCAAGAAAUACAAAGGAGUAAUUGACUGUAUCUCCCAAAGCUAUCAUAAGGAUGGUCUAAAGGUCUUUUUUAGGGGGUUCACAGUGAAUGCAGUGCGUGGAUUCCCAAUGUGUGCUGCCGUGUUUCUUGGAUAUGAACUUUCACUCAAAGCCAUAAGAGGCCAAGCGGAGAAAAAUCCUUGACUUCCAGGUUUUUUUCUUUGCUCCUCCUGAAGGGUCUUCUGCACUUUUCACUUUCUGAGCCAAAUCAACGUCACAGCCUUGAGGAGGGACUUGAUGUCACUAACAUGGAAUAUAAACUGAAGAAACUUCAUUAUGCCAGAGAAUUGCAUCUGGUGUGGACUUCCUAUGAGCUACAAGUAGGCAUGAGCUGAAAUCUGACCCAAACCCUCUUGAUCUAAAAUGUAUCUUUUAAAAGCUGGAGGUAACUUUAAAAUGUAUGUGGUAGUCCAACAAUGACCAAAACUUUUUGGCAGUCUGCUUUCUCAGUUAUUGGCCACCAUGCCAUUUCUACAAGUGUCUAUUACAAAGUAAUUGGAUUCCACUCUAGAAAAAUCAAAUGUAAUAGCGUAUGGAUGUUUCUUUGCAAUUGCUAGUCAUGGCUCAUAUGUGAUGCAACUGUAUUCCUUGCCUUUGUAUGACUAAAUAUUUUAUCCAUCAGAUGACAAGAAUGAAUGUAAUAACCCCUAUAAAACAGCAGGUUUUUUUUAAUUAAAGUGAUUUUACACUUU